ACCUAAUCCUCCACUUGCAAAACCACCUCUUCCCCAUCGCCGUACCCAUUUCCCAUCCCCUCCCCUCCCCCAAACUGAGCAGAGGAAUUAGAGAGAGAGAGAGAGAGAGAGAGAGGGAGAGGAAUGGGGGUUUUGAGGAGCACGCAUAGCUUGGAGGCGGAGGUGGAGGAGAUGCGCGCGAUGUUGCUGCAGGGCCGCCGGAGCGCCGUCGACGCCGCCGCCGACUCGUGGAAGCUGCGAUCGGCGGCGGCGAAGCGGGCGGCGGACGGCGACGGAGGGGGCGGCGACGCGCGCGCCGUGUGCGUCACCGGCGGCAUCUCCUUCGUCGGCUUCGCCGUCGUCAACCGCCUCCUCGCCCUCGGCUACACCGUCCGCCUCGCGAUCGAGACCCAAGAGGAUCUAGACAAGCUAAGGGAGAUGGAGAUGUUCGGCGAGAUGGGGAGAGAUGGCGUAUGGACGGUGAUGGCGAACGUCAUGGACCUCGAUAGCCUGUGUCGAGCGUUCGACGGCUGCGUCGGCGUGUUCCACACCUCGUCUUUUGUAGACCCUGGGGGCGUCUCUGGCUACUCGAAGCACAUGGCGGAUUUGGAAGCGAAAGCAGCCGACCGUGUGAUCGAAGCCUGCGUGAGAACGCAAUCAGUGCGGAAAUGUGUGUUCACUUCAUCUCUUUUGGCCUGCGUCUGGAGGCAAAACUAUGCCCGUGACCGCCGGCUACCAAUGAUUCUCGAUGAGAACUGCUGGAGCGACGAAAGCCUCUGCCGCGAUAAAAAGCUAUGGUUUGCACUAGGCAAGGUAAUGGCGGAGAAAGCCGCGUGGAGGGCGGCUCGAGGAAGGGACUUGAAGCUAGUGACAAUAUGCCCUGCCCUUGUCACUGGUCCCGGAUUUCGCCGUCGCAAUUCUACCGCAUCGAUCGCCUAUCUCAAAGGAGCCCACGAGAUGUUCAUGGAGGGCCUGCUCGCGACAGUAAAUGUCGACAAAGUGGCCGAGGCGCACGUGAGCGUGUACGAAGAGAUGAACGGCACGGCAGGUGGGCGGUACAUCUGCUACGAUCACGUCAUCCGGAGAGCCGAAGAGGCGGCCGAAUUGGAGCGGCAGCUGGGCAUCUCUAACAGAAUAUAUCGGGGGAUCCCAGCCGACCCCACAUGGUUUAAGCUCUGCAACCGGAAGCUGUCGAGGCUGAUGUCCCUACGCCGGAGGUGCACUUACGACUUUUAUGCAAUCGCGGAUGAUUAGAAAAUGACAAGUUUCUCAGGAAAGUUCAGUGCAUUGAGUGAAAGAUGAAUGACGCUCGCAGAGCUGUGAAUUUUGGGAGAUUGGAGUGAGUGGUUUCCUGCAAAUUGGAUGUUGUUCCAAAUAGAAGAGGGAAAACUUUUGUACAGGUUGCUUUUUUGAAAUUUUAUUACAUGAUGUUCCGUUCUGUACAGAUAUUAUAUUUAGUGUAUAAUUGAUGGGUAGUAAA
Messenger RNA from Ananas comosus (pineapple), 1459 nucleotides. RefSeq names its product cinnamoyl-CoA reductase-like SNL6. The coding region runs from base 124 to 1233 and encodes 369 amino acids. Gene Ontology annotation, molecular function: 3-beta-hydroxy-Delta5-steroid dehydrogenase (NAD+) activity. The transcript has 5 exons. Lineage: Eukaryota; Viridiplantae; Streptophyta; Magnoliopsida; Poales; Bromeliaceae. Gene Ontology annotation, biological process: steroid biosynthetic process. The record is from RefSeq and is a predicted model, not a curated record.